GAAGUUCGAACUUAACCGAUCAUGUGAUCAAGUGGUUAGCCUUGCAGGCAAGGAUCGGUUGUCACCGCUUAUCUGCAGUCUCUUUCACCCCGAAGACACUGGAGGAGAAGGACAACAAUGUGCACCAGCGUCCAACCCACUGAGUGGACCACUGACCUCAAAAAUCAGAAUUUUGAUGGCAUCAUCCUUGUGACUCAAAGCUAUGACACCCUGUCCCGUGAGCUGGACUAUCUGAGAGCUCCACUGCAGGACUACAGCUCUGUGGACAGUGGUUUGGGGGAGGAGGUGGUUGUCCUCAGGGUUCCUGGUCUCCCUGGCAACCGCUUGGUGUUUUCCUCCACCGGCCCUGUAAACCGUGACUAUGACGAUGUCAGACGUUUCAGUGAUGCAGCAGUCAACGGCAUCAAGCGUGCCUUGAAAGCCGGCAUGCAGCGCCCCCUGCUGGUAUGCCCUCCACAAAAGGACUAUAAGAACAACGCCUUGGUGGCUGCACUUGGGGCCCUUCAAGCUCUCUACAUGCCACUUGAAGUGCGAGAGGCACACAUACAAUCCUCUGACAAAAAGGUGUGUGUUCUGGGGCUGUGGGCAGCAAAGGAGGCUGAGGGAAAGAGGCUGGUGGAGCUGACUAAUGCUCUGGAAAGUGGGAGACUGGCUUAUCGUGACAUUGGUGGCUCAGACCCUGAACGUAUGGCUGCUCCUCGCGUGGCUGAUUAUGUCCAGGAAAUGUUCAAGAACAGCCCUGUUUCUGUGGAAGUGUUGAGCGAUCUGAGAACUCUAGAGAAAGAGUAUCCGUGUCUGGCUGCAGUGAACCGUUGUGCCAACACUGUACCUCGUCACCAGGCCAGAGUCAUUAAGCUGAAGUACUGCGGUGAGGGACCAAUCCAAAAGACACUUAUGUUGGUAGGAAAGGGCAUCACCUAUGACACUGGUGGAGCAGACAUCAAGGCUGGUGGCGUCAUGGCCGGGAUGCACAGGGACAAGUGUGGGGCUGCCGCUGUUGCUGGAUUCUUCCAGAUAUUAGCCCACCUGAAGCCAAAGCAUCUGAAGGUUAUCGGCUCAAUGGCGAUGGUGAGGAACAGUGUGGGUGCAGACUGCUAUGUGGCCGAUGAGCUGGUGGUUUCCCGUGCGGGACGUAGAGUGAGAGUGGGAAACACCGACGCCGAGGGACGUAUGGUGAUGGUGGACCUGCUCUGUGAGAUGAAGGAGAAGGCAAUACAAGAGAUCAACCCUCAGCUGUUCACUAUUGCAACUCUGACUGGUCACGCCAUCAGAGCCAUGGGACCAAACUACUCUAUCAUCAUGGACAAUGGGCCGGCCCAUCGCAGCAGGAAUGCCACUCAGUGGCAGAAAGCUGGAGAGGUGUUGGGAGAUUUAUUUGAGGUAUCCACCAUCAGGCGAGAGGACUAUGAGUUCCACAAGGGCAAGUCUGAGUAUGAAGACAUCCUGCAGUCCAACAACCUGCCAUCCACUGCUACGCCUCGAGGACAUCAGGCCCCUGCAGCAUUUCUCAUCAUGGCCUCAGGCUUGGACAAGCAUGGGGUUGAUUCUGACACACCUCUGCCAUACUCCCACAUCGAUAUUGCUGGGUCCAGUGGUCCUUUCCCCGGUGUCCCAACAGGAGCUCCCAUCGUUGCCAUGGCAGCCAACUACAUCCUUGCAGAUACUAUCUAAAGAAAUACAGUUAGAAAAAAAUUUGUAACUAUCCAAAUAUAAGUGAAAACCAUGCCAGAACAAAGUAAUUUUGGUAUUUCUUAAUGCCUCAGGUCUUUUUCUGUCAGACUGUUUGUUGCUCUUUUUUGUAAGAUCUUUAAACUUUCUGAAUAAAGUGUCAAACAAG
Melanotaenia boesemani (Boeseman's rainbowfish) is the source of this 1837-nucleotide messenger RNA. RefSeq lists its product as uncharacterized. The transcript has 16 exons. Gene Ontology annotation, cellular component: cytoplasm. The record is from RefSeq and is a predicted model, not a curated record. Gene Ontology annotation, molecular function: manganese ion binding; metalloaminopeptidase activity. NCBI's taxonomy places the organism in Eukaryota, Metazoa, Chordata, Actinopteri, Atheriniformes, Melanotaeniidae. Gene Ontology annotation, biological process: proteolysis. The coding region runs from base 118 to 1671 and encodes 517 amino acids.